UACCUACCCUAGUAGGUCAUAAUAAACAAAUCGAUUAGUUGGAAUAGGAGCAAAGAGAUCAUCAAUAGGUAGCACUAGCAUUGCGUGAUCUGUGGUGCGUGGCGAAGAAAAGGGAAGAUGGCAGUGAAUGUUGUGGAAAGCAAAGAAUGGUAUUUAGCAGGGUACGCUGCCGAAGGCGUUCCAACCACUGAUCAUCUAACGCUCCGCAGUGUGCCGCUGUCCUUAUCGCUCGAUUCCAUACCCGACGCCUAUGUAGCCGUUCAACUCCUCUUCAUCUCUGUUGAUCCUUAUCUUCGUACCAGAAUGAGCGGCCAAGAAGACGGCUUAUAUUUUCCGCAGUUCAGCCUUAACCAGGUGAUAACUGCUUUUGGAGUUGGACGAGUGAUGAGAUCCAAGGAUGAAAAGUACAGUGAGGGUGAUAUUGUGUUGAAUGCUUUCUUUCCUGUAGCUGAGUACUGUGUGGUGCCAUCUAGUGUCCUCAUAAGAAAGAUUGACCCAGAGGCUGGAAUUCCCUUGCCAGAAUAUCUCAGUUGUCUUGGGGUUCCCGGGUUUGCAGCGUGGGUGGGGAUAGAAGUGCUGGGAGAGGCGAAGCCGGGGUCAAACGCAUUCAUAUCAGCGGCGGCAGGUGGUGUAGGAAUGGUUGCGGGGCAAUUGGCUAAGCUCAAGGGUUGUAGAGUCAUUGGAAGCACCGGAUCUGAUGCCAAGGUGAGACUCGUAAAGGAGGAAUUCGGGUACGACGAUGCAUUCAACUACAACAAAGAAGUUGAUUUUGAUGCGACUUUGAGCAAAAUGAUGUGCAGGUACUUCCCUAAUGGUAUUGAUAUAUACCUGGAGAAUGUAGGUGGUAAAAUGCUUGAGGCAGUCCUGAAUCACGUCAACCCUCACGCUAGGAUUCCAGUUUGUGGAAUGAUUUCUCAAUAUAACCAGAUUUGGACAGAGAGGGAGGGGGUAAGAAAUCUGCUGAAUAUCGUGGGGAAGGAGGUAAGAAUGGAGGGCUUUUUGGUGGGCUCCUAUUUGGACAGAUUUGCAGAUUUUACUGUGGAGAUGGAGGGUUAUCUAAAGCAAGGGAAAAUAAGUUCCAAGAUCAAAAUCUAUGAAGGAAUCCAAAACUUUGCGGAGAGUUUAGGGUCCCUUUUCUCAAGCUCUAACUUUGGGAAAGUCGUGAUUGAAGUUAAUAAGCCUCGUUAAUCAGGUCAUCAUCCAUUGUUAAGUGAUGCAAGUCUCCACCCUACAUCCUGAUUCCAACUUCCAAAUGCAAUAAACACACUCCAUUGUUGCUUGCUUAUGCACUUAUGAUCUUUAAUUUAGUGUAAUCAAUCUAUUGUUCUUCAGCAAAGUUAAAUUAAAAUUGCAAACAACAUAAAAUCUAAUAUAUUAUUAGUAAUUGGGUUUUUCCUCUUCGAUUCA
Molecule: messenger RNA, 1407 nt
Organism: Gossypium raimondii (Peruvian cotton)
Lineage: Eukaryota; Viridiplantae; Streptophyta; Magnoliopsida; Malvales; Malvaceae
Product: 2-alkenal reductase (NADP(+)-dependent)
Exons: 6
Coding region: 118-1188 (356 amino acids)
Molecular function (GO): 2-alkenal reductase [NAD(P)H] activity
Source: RefSeq, a predicted model, not a curated record